Messenger RNA from Nicotiana attenuata, 1800 nucleotides. Its product is annotated as protein SENSITIVE TO PROTON RHIZOTOXICITY 1. Gene Ontology annotation, biological process: response to aluminum ion; response to acidic pH. NCBI's taxonomy places the organism in Eukaryota, Viridiplantae, Streptophyta, Magnoliopsida, Solanales, Solanaceae. The transcript has 2 exons. Bases 134 to 1678 code for a protein of 514 amino acids. The record is from RefSeq and is a predicted model, not a curated record.
UUGCUUACUCCUAUUAUAUAUAUGAACUGGGGUUCAACAACUUUUCUCUUUCGCUUUCCUACAUCUCUGAACAGAAAGAUUAAGCAUUAGCCUUCAAUCUGUCUUUUUUUUACUUUAGGAAGCAGAUUCGGAUAUGGAUCCUGAUGACAGUCUUAGUGAAGAUCCUUGGACAAAGCCGUCUUCAUCUGGCAAUGAAUUACUGAAAAUUAUGCCCUCAGAUAACCAUUCAUUUACCAAUUUCAAUCUGCAUGCGCAGAAGUGGGAAGGUUCCUCUUAUUUGGAUCAACAGACCAGGAUUGAGCAACAGUUUUCUGGAUUUACUCAACCAAAACAGACAUAUCAGAUGGAUCAACAUGGGAAUCAGAUGAAUGAAAAUAAUGAUUCGACCAGCACAAAAGACUGGGAUCCAAGUACUUUGCUAAACAACCUUUCGUUUCUCGAGCAAAAGAUUCAUCAGCUCCAGGAACUAGUGCAUUUGAUUGUUGGGCGGAGAGGUCAGACUGGGCUUCAGGGAAAUGACCUUAUAGUUCAGCAGCAACAGUUAAUCACAGCGGACCUUACUUCUAUUAUAGUCCAAUUGGUAUCAACUGCAGGAAGUCUUCUUCCAACUAUGAAGCACACACUUUCCUCCGUGAGCCCUGUUGCUAGCCAACUUGUGCAGUUUGGUUGCGUCACAGUUCCUUCUGCUACAUGUACUAAUGGCGGGGGACUGCCAUGUAAUGAUGGCGGUGUCACUAAAGUGGAAGAUCAGUCAAACCACGUUGACCAGUUGAGAGAUUGUGGGAUUGAACAAAACCACGCUGUUGAUGGACAUGAAUCAAAAGAUGAAGAUGAAGCUGAGGAAGAAGAGAACCUUCCUCCCGGUUCCUAUGAGAUUCUGCAGUUGGAGAAGGAGGAAAUCCUUGCACCACACACUCACUUUUGCACAAUUUGUGGCAAGGGAUUUAAGAGGGAUGCCAAUUUGCGGAUGCACAUGAGAGGUCAUGGUGAUGAGUACAAGACUCCAGCAGCUCUUGCAAAGCCUCAUAAAGAACCAAGCUCCGAGCCAACACUCAUCAAAAGGUAUUCCUGUCCUAAUGUUGGAUGCAAGCGCAAUAAGGAGCAUAAGAAGUUCCAGCCUCUGAAGACCAUCUUAUGUGUGAAAAACCAUUACAAGAGAACCCACUGUGAGAAAGCCUAUACUUGCAGUAGAUGUAAUAUAAAGAAAUUUUCGGUUAUUGCUGAUCUUAAAACACAUGAAAAGCAUUGUGGUAAGGAUAAAUGGCUUUGUUCCUGCGGAACAACAUUUUCUAGGAAAGAUAAGCUUUUCGGACACAUUGCCCUUUUUCAAGGUCAUACUCCUGCAGUUCCGCUGGAUGAAACUAAAGGAUCUGCGGGGACAUCUGACCAAGGCCAAACAAGUGAAGUCACCAUGAAAGCGCGACGUGAAGAUUUUAAGGUAAAUGCUUCACAUGGCAAUGAGUUUCAAGAUCCUAGGGAUAUAAAAAGCGCUGCAGAUGAUCCAGGCAGUUAUUUCUCGCCUUUGAACUUUGAUACUAGCAAUCUUAAUGGGUUUCAAGAGUUCCCUCGACCACCAUUUGACGAGUCGGAUAGCUCAUUUUCGUUUCUGCUAUCUGGAUCAUGUGAAUACCCCCCUCACAAGGCUGCAAAAUAUAUGAGUUCUACUGAACUGGAAUAACAUCAACCAGUAUCCAAUUUGUAUUUGAUUCAGUGUAGCUAUCUAUUCUAUCAUCAUGUCAUUGGUUUCUCAGAAUAACUAAAAUUGUUUUUCUUAAAAUUUUUAGUAUCAUUGUUGCUAUA